AUGGCCGAGAGCGUGUGGCGCUCAAACUACGUUGCCGGUAGCAAGUUGCUGGAUGCCGAGAAGCCAGCAGAGAAGCCUGCUGAGGCAGAGGCAGAGAAGCCUGCUGAGGCGGCGACUCCACCAACCGAGAAGCGCAAGGAUGGUGGUGCGGAGCCAGAUGCCAAGCGCUUGAAGCCCACACCGCCAGAUCCCGCAGUUGUGCGGAAGCAGGUCGAGUACUACUUGAGCGAUGAGAACCUCAAGUACGACAAGUUCUUCCAUGACAAGAUUUCAGCAAACGCUGAGGGAUGGUUGGAUAUGUCCUUCAUCCUCAGCUGCAACAAAAUGAAAGCCAUGCGGGCUGGGAAGGACGAUGUCGUAGCGGCAUUGAAGGAGUCCAAAAUUGAACUCAAUGAGGGCAGUGCGGCAGUCCGCAGACCAGGCAACGCUCCUCUGCCGAAGCUGGAAUCGAGGCCGAGUCAUCCCGCGAAGAAGAACUCCAUUCACGCUCAUGACGGCGGCGUUGUGGCCAUAUUCCGCAAUAUUCCGGAGGAGCAGCAAUGGACUCACGUGAAGGCCGUGGUGCAGGAAAAGCUGCCAGCAAAAGUCAACCUGUGGCACGUCAGCCACGUGAGUGACAAGAACGAAUGCUCGCUAGCCUGCGCCCCGUUCGAUGGUGACGUAGCUUUUUUCGAAGGCCUCACAAUUGAGCUUGGUGGUGCCACCUUGAAAUGCGAAGUUUGCUUUGCGGAUGUCCUGCAGAAGGUUCUGAAGGAAAUGCCGAAACAUAUCCGGGACAAGAGGGAGCGCGAGUCGCGCAAGCGGCAGAAGGAGCGAAACCGUCCCAUCAAGCUGGGCACUUGCCACUUCAACAACGUGACGAUGCUGAGAGGCCGAGUGAAGGAAAUCCUAAACUCGCGAAGCGACAAUGAGCAGCUAAAGCCAGAUGGAAGUGAUUUCAAGCUCAUCAAGAGCUUGCUUGACUACCAUCCUAGCGGCCCAGGAAAAAGUGCCGGCUUGGUUGGCAUCAAGGUUGGGAAGAGCCAGCAGGGUGACAGCCGAUGUUUCUACAUGAUCAAGGAAGGCGGCAAAGAGGAGGAUUUCAGUGCCAAGAAAUGCUUGGAUGCCGUUGAGCAGAAGCCACCCUAUGUUCAGCCAGAGGAGAAGCCAGCAGGUGACAAGCGCGGUCAGGCAGCCAAGGCGGCUCCCAAAGGAGCGGCUGCAAAACCGGAGGAGACUAAGCCUGACAAGAAGGAGGAGGAGAAACCUGCGGAGCCGGCAGAGAAGGCAAAGGAGACGACUGAGGAAGCUGAAGGAAAGAAGGAGGAGGACAAAGCGGAGAAGGUAGAGGAGAAGAAGUCUGACUGA
Molecule: messenger RNA, 1347 nt
Organism: Symbiodinium pilosum
Lineage: Eukaryota; Dinophyceae; Suessiales; Symbiodiniaceae
Source: the annotation of a GenBank genome assembly